AUGGCGGAGCCAAAGUGCCCUACAUCUACCGCUCAAUCGUAUGCAUCGAUCACAAAUACCCAACCUUGGGAGCCCGGUGUGUUGACGCGGACACCGUGGUCCGGGCUUGCUGCACUCCUUGGAGCCGUUGUAUGCGCAUGCCUUACUGUUGCGGUUCUGGCAGUCUCGGAUGGUCAGCCAGUUGUCGAUUGGUCCAUCCGGCCUCCUGUCUACCUGGCUAUACUUUCCGCCCUAACAAACGCACUUCUCCGAUUUGCAUUCAGCAAGGGAGUAACAAUUGCUUGGUGGACGGAGUCACUCCACGGUGGCACUGUUGAGAGUCUACAUCGAAACUGGGGCUACGGAGAUAGCAUCUGGGCUGUUAUCUCGCCGACGCGGCACUUUCACUCCCUACGAGUGGCCGCCUUCAUUGUAGCCUUUGUAGCUAUUGAUGGCCCUCUUCUUCAACGUGCUUCUUCGGUUAGCACGGCACAGCAUCAUUCUACCGUAUCCUUGACACUCCCAAUCCGACCUGGGCCUGUAUUCAAUACUACUUUGGUCCUCGGCCGUCUGGGCCCCGAGGAUGUAAUUCGGAGCCGGAACGACUACACUGCGGAGUUUUCCGACAUAGCCCAAGCUUACACCAACAGAAAGGAGCUCAUCCUACAUCCGAACCGUUGUCGAGGGACAUGCGAGACGACAGUAGCCGCAGCCGGCUUCAGCGCUGCCUGUACGGCAAAUCGUACAGCAAUAGCUGACGUACCAGGCUCGGGUGCCAUUGACGAUGAGUUUGGCAUAUACACAAUACAGAGAGAAGUGUUUUUCGCGGUAAGCGUCGAAAAUGCCCCCGACUAUACCAUUGCCGUUCGGGCCUUCUUUCGAGAUAAAACGAAUGAAAAGACAGUGGCAAUGCACUACUGCAAGUUUUUCCCUGCCAUUGUCUACUACGAUAUACGCGUGACGAACGGAACUAUAUCACUUCUUUCUUCGCCUACCUCCAAACGAAUCCUCGAGCUAGUCCACCUAACGGGCACCAGCUUCGGCCUACUGCUGAAUGGUGGUUUCGCGCUCGCCCUAGAAGACCAGUACAACGGCUCCGCCGUUGUUACCGACCGGAGUGGGGUCGCGAUUUUACGGACAAUCUUUAUGUAUGGCCCAGUUGCCAGGCGAUAUAUGUCAAAAUUCUCUAGUGGAAGCGAAGUUGACACUUACUCCUUCGCAGAUCCUAUGCCAGAUAUCUUCGCUACCCUGGAUGAGCUGUCUCUGAGGUACGCUAUGACGGACAUUCCCAUGAUGGAUCCGGAUAGCUGGGGCGCCGUUCAAAUUCUUGAAGAAGGGAACGUGAACAGGUGGCUAGAAGCUCAUCCAGGCGAAACACCCGCUACACUACUCAGGCCUAAUCAAACCGUGCAAGCGAGGCAGACCGAACUGGUUCCGGUCUACACUUCAAACUACCCUUACCUCGCCGCGGCGCUCGCAGUCAUGCUCCUAACAACAACGAGCAUUAUCCCCACCUUCUAUGGCUGGUGGCAUCUCGGCCGCCCGAUGACGCUGUCACCGAUCGAGAUUGCAAAAGCAUUCGACGCCAAACUGCUCAAAGACGCUGGCAGCAACGCCACCGCGGAGGAGAUCGUUACGUUGCUCGGUAGCCGCAGAGUACAAUAUGGCGUAUCCAAGGGCCAAGAGCUCGUUGAUAUGCCACCGAAGGUCGGCAUCACGAUGCCGAACAUCAAACCUGUGGUGAAUGAGGGAGCUGAAGAGUAUGAUGGGAUGGUCUCCUUGAGCGAAACGGAAGACAAUGCUUUCAUUGAGGGAGAUCGCACUUCGAUCGAGGGAGAUAGCACUUCAGUCGAGAGGGAUAGCGCACAGGUGAAGCAUUGGAGCGUCUGUCGCAACAAUGCUAGUUUGGAGUGUGUUGAAAUGCAAGGCGGAGCCGUGUCUCAGCUUAUGAUGAUGGAUGCCGCUGAUGUUACGGAGCCGAGGAAGGGCGAGAUGUACGGAUAG
Coniosporium apollinis CBS 100218 is the source of this 1983-nucleotide messenger RNA. RefSeq lists its product as uncharacterized. The record is from RefSeq and is a predicted model, not a curated record. The transcript has a single exon. Bases 1 to 1983 code for a protein of 660 amino acids. NCBI's taxonomy places the organism in Eukaryota, Fungi, Ascomycota, Dothideomycetes.